Messenger RNA from Patella vulgata (common limpet), 2883 nucleotides. RefSeq names its product myeloid differentiation primary response protein MyD88. The record is from RefSeq and is a predicted model, not a curated record. The coding region runs from base 758 to 1801 and encodes 347 amino acids. Lineage: Eukaryota; Metazoa; Mollusca; Gastropoda; Patellidae. The transcript has 5 exons. Gene Ontology annotation, biological process: signal transduction.
CUAGUUACGCACUUAAGAGGUAAUGGGAAUGAUAAACGUAAAUUUUUCAUUCCUUUGACGAAGUUUCGUUUCAGUGAGACACAACUAGUCUAUUAAAAAUGAAUUAACUAGAUGGAUUGUAUAGUUUGCGUGUUUGUACUUUGGAUGGGGAUUUAAAUGCUUGACAUGUUUUCAUAAGAAAAUAUUUUAAUUAUACCGCCAUUGUCCACGUCAAAAUAUGUAUGUAUACAUUUGUACAUUUAAAAAGCACGAAACGAAAAAAAUGAUAGUGAUUUUAUAACUCGCAAGUAUAACCACAACAUUUAAUUUUGAGUCUAGUUUCUGUGUUUCAGUUGGGUUAUAAACAACUGCGAGUAUAACCAGAACAUUUAAUUUCAAAUAAAGUGUUUGUUUAGUUAUAAUCAGAACAUUUUGUUGUAUUUUAGUUGGGUAAACAACAUUUGUUAGUAAUAUUUUAUGUUAGUGAAUUGUGUUUAAAAUGAACUGUAAACAUUGAAAGUUCGUGUUCUUUCGGGGUGUGUGUAAACAACUGAAGCGUGACUAAAUAAAAUAAAGGGGGAUAAUUCAACAUAUCGUAUUAGCAGGUCACCAAGAAUUGCGGAUGUGUUUAAAUCGACCCCAGUUAUUUAAGUUUCUAGGUCACUGGUAAACCAUGAUUAAGGAAGUAAACUUUCGUAAAUACUGUACGAGUGUCAUGCAGUUGGACCCUGUAUUAAGAUUCCGAUGUUUAUUUGGGACACAAAAGAGGUGAAGAUAAAUGUUGCUGGGGAAAUUCAUGGGGACCAAACCAGGCAAACUGAAACAAGCGACGGCCAAUCGAAGAAAUAAAACAUUUAAUCACGAAAACAUAGACGUUGACAGAGGAAAGACACUCGAAAAUCUUGAAAGAUUAAGGAAUCAGUCACAAGAAGGAAAUGUGACCAGGAUCAGAUGCAUAGAAAACACACACGAGACAGCUGAGAAUAAUUCGAGCAACUAUGUAAUAAAUUCAUCCCCUCAUGGUUCUUUCAGCUCAUCACCCAACUGCAAUAGCAAUGUAUCUCAGAAGCCAAAAGGUCGAUUAGUGAAUGGUAAAGUAGAGUAUGAAUGUGAUUUAACAAAUGAUCGCGAAAUACCUACUCAGCAAAAUGAGUCUUCUGGAAAUAGACCUAUGGGGGUUGGGAGAGUCUCAGUUAAGAAUGUGUAUACAAGAUAUGAAGAUGAAUCAACAAGUGUGGUUUCUGGAGUUUAUAGUGAAAGAGUGAUAUCUAGUAAUGCAAGCUUGAAUAUUGAACAAUGUGAAUCAACUACAAGUCAUCACGCUAUAAGCUCGAGUGAAAAUGAACACCUAACAACAGAUGAUGCCUCGGAAGGUGAAGCGAAAUAUGAUGCAUAUCUGAAUUGUCCAGCAGAGCACAUCUUGGUUGGAAAAAGAAUUUUAGAGGUAUUGGAAAACCCCCCCUACAAUUUUAAAUUAUUUUUACCUCAAAGACAGAUUUUGCCAGGCCUUGUUGAAUAUGAUGCCAAGGCCGAAAUUGUAGAAAAGAGAUGUUCUGGAAAAGUUAUAGCACUUCUGUCAAGGGACACCAAAUCAUCUGAAGCUUGUGAUUUUAUCAACCAUUUUGCAAAAUCUCUCGAUCCAGUUUCCAAGCGUACAUAUUUGAUUCCAGUUAAGAUAGAUGACGAUGCUUAUAUUCCAAGAAUUCUUCAAGGGAUGUACUUGAUUCGUUAUAGUAGAGACAAUAAUCGAGGGUUUUUUUGGGAUAAACUUUCUAAAUCCAUCAGAUCAAACGUGCCAUUAAGUGAGUCUGAAUUGGAAUAAAUCCCAGGAACAAAAAUCAUCGUUUUCCGGUCCAUUUCCAAUAUAGAACAAUUUACGGUGGUUUUAUUGUAAUGCCAGGAACAAAGAAUUAGUGAAAUAUAAUUUGUUGACAAAGACUAGACAAACGUGUUCAGUAUUCUGUGAGUUUAUAAUUCGUAUAUAGAAUAAUAAUAUGCGAACCUUUAUAUGAGUUUUUCAAUUACCAAAUUAUCAGCCUAGAUCUGAUAUUUUAAGUUUUUUAAGAACAGUCCUACCUCAACGAUAUAUAAUGACAGUAACCUUGGUGGCUCUCUAAGUAUAUAUAUUUUAGGAACAGAUUAGAUACAUCUUUUGGGAAUAUAAACAGUUAAUUUGUUUUGGGACUAGACGCUUAAUUACCUUUAAGGAUAUCUAUGAUGCUUAUUUUGGGAAUAGACCGUCAAAAUUUACUGUUGUGAAAUCUAUAAUAAUUACAAAUACCUUUUUAUAUCUCCACACUGAAAUGUGGUCGUAUAUUGUCGUCGCCCGUCUGGCCGUCCGUAUGUCUACCCAUCUUUGUGCCCACUUGUGGACGCUCUAGAGACUAUAGUUAGUAUCCGAUAUAAGACGAAGGGGCAUAUUUCCAGUAAUUUCUUUCGGAGUUAUGACCCUUGAUUACUUUGAAAAAUCAUGUGGACGAUUUAUACAUAGUAUUUAUUACCGACAAAAGAGAAAUAUGCGACAACCCUAGUGAAUUGCCCGGACAACUUCACUGAUGUCGGCGUAUGGUUCGUUGCCUGGCAACCUAGCCUUUGCAAUGUAACAAAACACAUGUAGUUUGUCUAUUUUUAAAGUAAGAACAAUAACUAUAAAUUUUGGGAUCUGUCAGUUGAAUAUAUUCGAUUUUACACAAUGUAUUCUAGAAACACAAGAAAACAGCAUAAAAACGAAAUAAAAAUAAUAAAAUACAAGUGAAGGGUUCUUUACAAAAGUGUUUAUUCAGAUGCCAGGUAAAGUGUAAAUAUAACUGAGUUUUCUUUAAGAUGAAAAUAUGUAUCAGUGUACAUUUAUGCAGUGAACAGAAAUUGUAUUUAUUUAAUUUAAUAAAGAUAGAGGUAUAUUUA